Molecule: messenger RNA, 6772 nt
Organism: Nezara viridula (southern green stink bug)
Lineage: Eukaryota; Metazoa; Arthropoda; Insecta; Hemiptera; Pentatomidae
Source: the annotation of a GenBank genome assembly
CUUGGGAAGAGGACGCUCGAUACUGGAGGUCAGGAGUGAAAUUGCUGGGCAAUUGGUUCAGCGAUGCCUCACACAUCGAGACCUGAAUCGAUUCAACUUGAACAUAUCGACAAGGGGUCACCUAACGGACUUCUACACGCAGAGGUUACAGCUCUGAUGGACGAGAAGCAGUCAAGUAGCUACCAAAAGGGAUGGAAAAGCGUUUCAUUAGGGGACAGUCAGAAUGGUAUGCACAAGAGAACAGUUUACGAACAUAAUAGAGUGGCCAUGUGCUCGCAGAAGAGAGCAUUGUGUGUGGCCACUGUGGUUCUUGCCAUUCUUUUCAUUGUAUCCCUCAUCAUUGCGUAUGCGGGACCCCAGACUGAUUGCCCAUGUGCAGGAGAGAAACCAACCUACCUAGAUGAACAUGGACGAAUAAAUAGGACUAGAAAUAUUAUACCUGUAGCAACAAAUAAUGAAUUAUUCCCUUGGAAUAAUGUGAGGCUUCCAGCAUUUGCUAGACCUUUGAGAUAUCAUAUUAAUAUCCAUCCAAACUUGACAACAUUAGAUGUAAAGGGUCAGGUUACCAUUGACUUCCAAGUUGACAAGGACACUUACUUUAUUGUCCUUAACAGCCAAAACCUCACUAUCACUGAUAAGAUGAUAAUAGCUGAUAAAAAGAACCACCGAUUAAGCAUUGCUAGGUUACUUGAGUAUCCUCCAAGACAACAAUUGUACCUUGAAAUGAAAGAUAAGCUAAGAAAACGUGUAAAUUAUACAUUAGUUAUGAGAUUUACAACGCGGUUGAGUAGAGAAAUGGAGGGCUUUUAUAUAAGCAGUUAUAAAACAAAGGAUGGUGAAACGAGAUAUUUAGCUACAACUCAUUUUGAACCAACUUACGCACGUUCUGCCUUUCCGUGUUUUGAUGAGCCUCAAUUUAAGGCCAGAUUUAAAAUGUCAAUUUUUCGUGAUAGAUUUCACAUUUCCCUUUUCAACAUGCCAAUUAUCAAUACAGAAGAUGCUGGAUUCUAUAUGGGAACAGGACUGCUACGAGAUGAAUUUCAGGAAUCCGUUGAAAUGAGUACCUAUCUCGUGGCUUUUGUUGUUUGUGAUUACCAGCAUAUACGUGCUGAGACUGCGAGAGGUGUAUCUGUGGCAGUUUAUUCACCUCCUGAUCUUCUUAAGCAAGCUCGGUUCGCAUUAGAUACAGCAACUGCAAUGAUGGAUCAUUAUGAAAGAUAUUUUAACGUCAAUUAUCCUCUUCCAAAGCAAGAUUUGAUUGCAAUCCCAGAUUUUGGUGUUGGUGCUAUGGAAAACUGGGGAUUGAUUACUUAUAGAGAAACAUCAAUUCUGUAUGAACCUGAAGAAACAUCUGCUGCUUCUCAUCAGUGGGUGGCUGUUGUGGUUGCUCACGAACUAGCUCACCAGUGGUUUGGGAAUCUUGUGACGAUGCGUUGGUGGAAUGAUCUUUGGUUGAAUGAGGGGUUUGCUUCGUUUCUGGAAUAUCUGGCUGUUGAUAAAGUGAUGCCAGGCUGGAAUAUGAUGGAACAAUUUGUUUUAGACAAGACACAACCUGGUCUCAAUCUGGAUGCUCUCACAAACAGUCAUUCAAUAUCAGUAACUGUUCAGGAUCCAACGGAAAUUGAAGCUAUAUUUGAUACUAUCUCUUAUAGUAAGGGUGCUUCACUGCUCUAUAUGAUGGAAAAGUUCUUGGGACAAGAUACCUUAAAACGUGGACUCAAUGAUUAUCUGAAUACUCACAAAUUUAGUAACGCUGAUACGAAAGAUUUAUGGGCUGUAAUGAGCAAACAUGCCAACCAUUCCAUUCAUGUUAAAAAUAUAAUGGAUACAUGGACAAGGCAAAUGGGUUUUCCCCUAAUAGACAUUAAACGUGAUGGUGGGUCUAUAUCUGCUUCCCAGACUAGGUUUCUACUUAGCCCUGAAGCACGCUCACCAAACUCUACAGUGCACAGUUUGCCGAAGUCACCAUAUGAUUAUAAGUGGUAUGUUCCUUUGACGUACUACACUGACAUAUCAGAUGAAGAAAUGGUCUGGAUGAACUUGACAGAUGUCAAAUUCGAAAUUGACCCAACAGCUUCUUGGUUCAAAGCCAAUGUUAAUCAGUCAGGGUUCUACAGAGUGAAUUAUGAUGCAGAUAUGUGGAAAGCUCUUAUUGACACACUCAAGAAAAACCACACUGCCAUGACACCAACUGAUAGAGCAAGUUUAAUAGAUGAUGCUUUUACAUUGUGCAGGGCAGGAAUCGUGAACAUAACAACAGUGUUGGAGCUCUCUUUGUAUUUGCGGGAGGAAAAGGAACAUGUUCCUUGGGCCACUGCAUUGGAUCAUCUUCAAACUUGGGCUAGAUUUCUGUCUGAGGCGGCUCCAUACAGGCUAUUUUUGGAAUUUAUAAGCCACAUACUGGAACCAGUGGCUACUUCCUUAGGUUGGGAAGAUACUGGAACUCAUAUGGAAAAGCUUAUGAGGUCCAAUAUAUUUGCAUCUGCGGUACUUUCUGGUGUGCAAAGCACUGUAACCGAAGCUACUGAAAAAUUUAGAGAGUGGAUGGAAAAAGGGACAAAAAUACCACCUAACCUAAGAGAAGCUGUUUAUUCUGCAGGUAUAAAAUAUGGCGGCGUGAAAGAAUGGCAAUUCUGUUGGAAUAAAUACAAUACCUCUAGGAUUCCAAGUGAGAAAAAGUUACUUUUAAGGAUAUUAGGUGUUUCAUCAGAUCCAUGGAUAUUACAAAGAUAUCUUUUAGCAACUUUAGAUCGAGAUAGGAUCAGGCCACAAGAUAUUAAGAUUGUCAUGGCAUCAGUUUCUUCCAAUCCAGAAGGGCAACUCUUAGCUUGGAGACAUUUAAAAGCCCAUUGGAAAGAUCUUCAGACCCUUUUUGGAAAUGGCACAUUCACAAUGGGAAGCCUCAUUUCGUCAGUUACUUCUCAUUUCUCAACACAAUAUGACUACGAUGAGGUUUUCGAUUUUUUCCAUCAUAUUGAUGUGGGUUCAGGUUCUAGGUCUCUGGACCAAAGUUUAGAAACAAUAUUACUCAAUAUUCACUGGGUUCAAAAAAAUGAAGAACCUCUUUACAGCUGGUUAAGUAAAUAUUUCAAUAGUUAGUCAAAAGAAAUGUAUAGUUUAGUGGUACAUUGACAUAAAUGGAUGUUAUUUUUGUAAUAAGAAAUUAAUAUAAACGUAACAUUUUUAAGUUAAAUGCUAGGGGCUCGUGCUCAUCUGUUUUACUUUUAUUAACAAUAAUUAGAUUAAUAUAUAUGUAAUCAUAUUUUUUGUUGAUUAAAAUUUAGAUUUUAUCUACCUUACUCAUUGUCAAGUGAUUAUGUAUAAAUUUUGAAAUUCUUUUCAUUAUAUCAUGUUGUGAUAAAAUGAAAAAGUUUGAUUUCUCAAAUUUAAUUAAUGAUCAUUACAUGAAUUUAUUUAAUAAAUUAGUCAAUUCAUUUAUAGUUUCUUCAAAGAGGUAAAUCAAACAGUACUAUAUUUAUAUUCUGUAACAUUAGACAUACAAUGGUGCAAUUAGAUUUAACAUUGGUGCAGAAAAGAAACUUUCUAGUCUGCCAGGUUCCUUAAGUUAAGGUGAGUCAUGAUUUGUCCCGAAUUUGAAGGUUAUUAUCAUAUCAUUUAAUAUUUAAGUCAAUAUCAGCUAUACUUUCUUUAAUAUAAUAAACUUAUUUGUUGUUUUUAGAGUAAUUUAUAAUAAGUAGUCAAUGAUUUAUUUAUCAGACAUUCAAUUUAUCAGAGGCCUCUUUAACGUAUUCUCUUAAAUUAUAAAAAUAUAAAUAUAUUUUUUUAAAUAUUGAUAUUUUCUAGAAUUUAGAAAAAUAAAACAAAAACAGAUUGAUAGAUUUCUAAAGUAAAAUAAAAUAAGAAAAUACUUGCUUAUUUUUAAAAAUACAUUGUUUUUAUUUAAUUUGUCUGCUGUACAAUGUUUAAGUGAAAAUUUCUUUAUCUGAAAUACCAUUAUGAAAGAACCAAAGAUUUCUUAUGUAGUUUCAGAACAAACUGUAUAUCAGAUAUUGAAAAUUACUAACAAGUUGUCUCAAAUUAUUUUUAAUGUGAUAUUUUUAGGUCAUACUAGUAUAUUUGAAAUGAUAUUUUGUAAUAUUAUUGUUGGGUAACUUUAUUGAAACAAGGGAGGAUAGAUAGAUGAGCAUGGGUGCCCUGGAAGAAAAUAAUUAAUGAGUAAAAAUCCCACAUUAACUUUGGCAUGGAAAAAUGCAGGGCCAAUAAAGAAACCAGAAUGAUUUUUAUGAUAUACAUUCAGACUUACUUUUCUAAUCUUCCUUACAAUUUAUGAUGCAUUCUUCCUUUUUUUGUAGAGAUCAUUAUAUAAGUUGAAUAAAAUAAAAUUACCAAGCUCAUAUAUUUUGUUAGGUUGAUAUAUAGUUUUUUCCUUAAAAUACAAUAAUUUUAAUUUUAUUGGCUCAUUAUCAACAGCUAUUUUAUAUAUUUAAAAUGAUUAGAGAUAAAUGUGGAAAAUAUUUUUGUCCAAAAACUCUGGACAUGAAAUUUUUACUUUUUUAACAAUUUUUUUGAAAAUGCAGUACCAUAUAAUAAAAUUUUUUUGUGAUUGCAUAUUUCGUUUUUCUCUUUUAAAAAUAAUAUUAAAGUUUACAAAUUUAGCCUAAGAACUUUGAUAAGUGGCUUUACAUAAUGAAAAAAUAUUUCAUCUUUUGCUGGGUCAGAAAAAAUAUUUAUUUAUAUUAACAUAAAAUAAAUUCAUAGAUUCACAAAUAGUGAAUAUCUGCAUUUUAAAUGAUAGUUUCAUUUAGUCAUAUAUUCAUUAAAGAAUCGAAUGUAAUACUCACAUAUUAUUUGUUGAAAAAUGGAAAAAAAAAUUCUUAACGAAUAUGACCAAUGAAGAAAAAUUAUGAUGAAGUUGCAAAUAUAAAUUAAUUCAUAAAGUUGACAAAAUCAAAAGCUUCAUACAUUAACAUACUUUCCACCAAUCAGUUUUUUGUUUUGAUCAUACCAAUUGGAAUAAACUCUAAAAUCUUAAAUAAUAUUUGUCUGUCUCUCUGAAAUUAUGUUUUUUUUUUUUCGAACAUGAUUAGGUCAUAAAACUUAAUUUAAAUAUUUGUUUCCAAAUUCAGUUAUUUUAUUAAUUUUUAGCUGUGUAUAAGUAAUGAGUAUAUUUUUUACAGCCUGUUGUUAAAUCCAGUUUUUUUUUUAAUUCAUUUAGAUUUGAUUUAUUGAGUAUUACAACUCUUGGAAGUCUCUUGGAAAUUGGUUAUAGUGAGGUAGGAUAACAUUCACAGCUAAAAUUAUUAAAGUUGACAUGUAAAGGAUACUAGAAAAUCUUGAUAUAAUUAUGAUUGGUUGAUUCUGAAACAGCUCCAGAUGGCUUCUCUUAGUCAACUGAUUUUUUUUUAGCAUAAAAGUUCAAAUUUUAUGACGGUAGUUUAAGCGAUAAAGAGCUUUCUAUAGAAAGCUCUUUAUCUAGGCAUUAGUCUAUUACACUAUUUUUUAAUCUUUCACCCAACAACCUAUUUUUCUAUUUCAAUUUAUAGAACUUCUUAGAUAUUUAUUUUCUUUCCUUUUCAAUGAGGUUAUAAUGAUUCUUUUUGAAAUUUUAUUUGUGAGAUAAAAUAAUUAUUAUUGAAUUUUACUAAGGUAGGUACAAAUUUCUAUUACUAAUAUCUAUUAAUUUAUUAAUAGCAUACAUAUGUGGCUUGGCAAUUGGGAAAACAGAGAUUUGGGACUAAUUUAAUUCCCAACAUAUUUAAUCACUAACUGAAAAAAAACAUGAAAUAUUUACUGAGUGAAAGUUUUGGACAAUAAUCAUUUUAUUAACAUUGACUUGGCUAAAUAGUUCUAUUGUCUUGUAAAUAAAAAAUAUAUGAAAUAUGUAAAUUAAUUUUUUGGUUUUAUACAUUACUCAAGUAUUUUGAAUCCAAGUUGAUAAUGAUCCAAUAAUGUGAAAAUAGUUAUUAAUUAAUCAAUAAUGAAUGAAAUCUUUAAUAUUGUAAGUUCAAAUCGUCAUUAUUUUGCUAACUCCUUUAUUUCAAGUAGUAAUUUUAGUUUUCACAAUGUCAUGUUUGAUUGAAAAUGCGAAGUUCUUGAAGACAUAUAGGGCUCUGAAUCUUAAAUUAUAAAUUUGGGACCAGUAACCAAAUAAAACAGUAUACACAAAGUUAAUUAAAAAAAACUUAUAAUUUUCUCUUGUUCUUAAAAUUCUAAUUUUCGAUUGUUUAGAUGGUAAAGUGCGCUAUCGUUCAUCACUGUCUGUCGUGUCGAGUUGUAUGAAACAGAGGAGUUCUUCCCUUCAAGGAUUCAGAUCUUGACCUCAUUUUGAAGUUUAAUACCUGAUACUUCCUUCUUGAAAUAGGACAUCUGGGAUUAAUUUAUCAGUUUUAACAAGCUAGUAUAGUCCUGGGUGGUUCUAUUGAUUAGAUGACUUUAACAGUAGUCUGUUUGGUCAGAAAUGCACAAAUUUAUUACCAUUUUCUGAAAAAUGGACUUUGAAAAAAAAAAAUGCUGAAGCUCCUGCCAUACAGGAUUUGAUAAAGUAUAUAUAUCAUACAUUAGAAAUGCAAUGGAAUAUGUUUACAUUUUUACCAUGAGUGUGAAGACAAAAAAAAUACAAAAUAAAUAAAAAACAUAUUUAGAAAAAUUAAAUUGAGAUUGAUUACUUAUUAUUUAAUUUUUAUAAGCACAAUCUUUGACAACUUUGUGAAAAAAUAUGUCUUUUUUCGAUGUGUUUAAUCCAAAUUUGGUAAACGGAUAUUAUUUUAUUUAUAAAUUAAUCUAGGUACUUAUUUUUUACUUAUUAAUUGAC